This is a messenger RNA of Knipowitschia caucasica, 417 nucleotides long. The record is from the annotation of a GenBank genome assembly. NCBI's taxonomy places the organism in Eukaryota, Metazoa, Chordata, Actinopteri, Gobiiformes, Gobiidae.
AUGAGCCCACCUCGAGGUGCUCCAGCCAGUGAAGGACGCGUCAGGUCUCUCUUUGCCUCCCCCCUUCCCAUCGGUCGCCUCGGUAAUGAGCUCUGGACGCCCCCCUCGGCUGUCUCUCGCCUUGCUCUGCGACUGUUCUCGCAAAAGGCCUCAGCGUCGGCCGCACACACCUACGGCCCGCUGAGCUAUCUCCUGUGCGCGCGGCGAGUACACAUCCGCCGUCUCAUUGCAAUGCGGCGGCUGCGCUCUGACCCGCGGUUCCCCUCGCGUCAAGCCCUGACACAGACGAAGCCCCGCGCUGCUGCCCCCGCUUUCCCCUUCGCCUCGCACCUCUGUCAUCUCCCUGACAACCCCCAGCGCGCGCAACACGGAAAUAAACACGUGUCGACCACCCCUCACCACCCGGCAGAAUAUUAA